Corvus hawaiiensis (hawaiian crow) is the source of this 4185-nucleotide messenger RNA. RefSeq names its product G protein subunit gamma 2 (gene GNG2). NCBI's taxonomy places the organism in Eukaryota, Metazoa, Chordata, Aves, Passeriformes, Corvidae. Gene Ontology annotation, cellular component: heterotrimeric G-protein complex. Gene Ontology annotation, molecular function: G-protein beta-subunit binding. Bases 397 to 612 code for a protein of 71 amino acids. The record is from RefSeq and is a predicted model, not a curated record. Gene Ontology annotation, biological process: G protein-coupled receptor signaling pathway. The transcript is spliced from 4 exons.
AGGAGGAGGAGGAAGUCGGGGCUGAGCCGCUUCCUGUAGGCAGCGGGAUGAGCGCAGACAAAGCUGGGUGGGGACUCGCCGCUCGGGGCUGCUGCUGACCACCCUCCUCCUCCUCCUGCGGCCGCAUCCCUCCGGCCCUCCCUCCUCCAUCCCUUCCUCCAUCGCUUCCUCCAUCCUUCCCUCCAUCCAUCCAUCCAUCCAUCCAUCCAUCCCAGCGUCCGUCCAUCCAUCCCUCCAUCCGUCCGUCCGUCCCGCCGCCGCCCGCCCCGCGGGGACCGGGGCACCGCCGCCCGCUUCCAGGCAGUGAAGGGCCAAGAGGAGCAGAGCUUCCCUUAGAGGCACAAAUCACCGGAGAGAUCGGCUUCUGCCCGUCCCGGGAGCGCUCCUGGCCUGCCCAUGGCUAGCAACAACACUGCUAGCAUAGCACAAGCCCGCAAGCUGGUGGAGCAGCUGAAGAUGGAGGCCAACAUCGACAGGAUAAAGGUGUCCAAAGCAGCAGCAGACCUGAUGGCGUACUGCGAAGCCCACGCCAAGGAGGACCCUCUAUUGACCCCCGUCCCGGCCUCAGAAAACCCCUUUAGAGAGAAGAAGUUCUUCUGCGUGAUCCUGUAAACCCUGGAGGAGCCUGACGGGCACUCAGGCCACCCUGAACACUGAUGUAGAGUUUUUAGGAAUGGGGACGACCUGCUGGUCCGCAGAAUUUAAACAAAAAUAAGUAAAAAACACGGCCUGGAAGCUACAGAGAUGUGCAUGUUUAAAGAACCUGGCCACCUUUGGGGGAAUCAGAUGAUCUGCAUUGCGAGGCAAAAGAUCUGAAGUCUGUAGAGUUGCCUAGAAAGAGAAAAACAAAACAAAACAAAACAAAACAACAAAAAAAAAAACCCCAAACCCCAAACCCAUGUAAAGAAUAAAUCCGUGUCACUUUUCUGCUCACAAAAUUGUUUGAUUGUUCCGUAUUUGAAGCACCAGAGUUGUGCUGAGCAAAGUUAACUGCUAAGGAUGUGUAUAACCUUCUUGGAAUGACGUUGUUGGUUCCUUUCCAAGCUAAUAUUUUUGGUUUAAGUUGUCAGAUAUAUAGCGACAGGUGAGGUGGCCGUGCUGUUAACUCAGUGUUUGGUCUUGUGCUUUUUCAUUUCUGGCUGUAGCGUAGCAGGGGGGGCCGAGGGGACACCGGCAGCUCCUGCCUGUCCCCCACGUGCUGGCAACUCAGCAAACCCCACUUUUUACCAUUCUCUCUAUGGUUAGCUUUGGUUCUGCAAGUAAAAGUGGUUCCUGUGUCGUGCUUGGUGCUCCAUACCCCUGUGAUGACAUUCAGUGGUAGUGCAUGAGAGUUUGAUUCCGUUCAUCCGCUCCAGACUUUUCUUUUCUCGCGUUUGGCACCACGUGCUGGUGGAAGAAGCUGUAGGGAGGGAACAGAGGCGAUUCUGAAAGCAAAGAGAGCUCCUGAGAUGCCUUAGACGUGCCUGAAAUACCUCCUGCCACAGGGCAGGUGCCAGCCCGGCUGCAGGGCGAGCCAGAAAUCCGAAAAUCAAAGCCGACCACUUCUUUCCGGGUCUUUCCUUUCUCCUACACCUCUGUGCCUCUGCCCUCCUCGCUUGGUCCUGCUCUUUCCCCGGUUCCUGGCAGCACUUCCUUCCCUUGGGGCUGGUCUGGAAUGUUGCUGGGAUGUUGUUCAGUGCUGGGAUGCUGCUUUGUGGUGGGAUUCUGCUCCGUGGUGGGAUGCUGCUCCACCAUGGAAUGCUGUCCCACCAUGGGAUGCUGCUCCACUAUGGGAUGCUGCUCCAUGGUGGGAUACAGCCCCACUGUAGGAUACAGCUCCAUGGUGGGAUGCUGCUCCACCAUGGGAUGCUGUCCCACCAUGGGAUGCUGCUCCAUGGUGGGAUUCUGCUCUGUGGUGGGAUGCUGCUCCACCAUGGAAUGCUGCCCUUUGGUGGGAUGCUGCCCCAUACUGGGAUAGUGCUCCAUACUGGGAUGCUGCUCCAUGGUGGGACACUGCCCUGCAGUGGGAUACUGCCCCACGAGGGGAUGCUGCUCCACCAUGGAAUGCUGUCCCACCAUGGGAUGCUGCUCCACUAUGGGAUGCUGCUCCAUGGUGGGAUACAGCCCCACUGUAGGAUUCAGCUCCAUUGUGGGAUGCUGCUCCUCCAUGGGAUGCUGCUCCACCAUGGAAUGCUGCUCCACAAUGGGAUGCUCCUCCACGGGAUGCUGCUCCAUGGUGGGAUACAGCUCCAUGGUGGGAUGCUGCUCCACCAUGGAAUGCUACUCCAUGGUGGGAUGCUGCCCCACAAUGGGAUACAGCUCCAUGGUGGGAUGCUGCCUCAAAAUGGGAUGCUGUUCCAUGGCAGGAUGCUGCUCCAUGGCGGGAUACAGCUCCAUGGUGGGAUGCUGCCCCACAAUGGGAUGCUGCCCCACAAUGGGAUACAGCUCCAUGGUGGGAUGCUGCCCCACAGUGGGAUGCUGCCCCACAAUGGGAUGCUGCUCCAUGGUGGGAUACAGCUCCAUGGUGGGAUGCUGCCCCACAGUGGGAUGCUGCCCCACAAUGGGAUGCUGCUCCAUGGUGGGAUGCUGCUCCAUGGUGGGAUACAGCUCCAUGGUGGGAUGCUGCCCCACAAUGGGAUGCUGCUCCAUGGCAGGAUGCUGCUCCAUGGUGAGAUACAGCUCCAUGGUGGGAUGCUGCCCCACAAUGGGAUGCUGCUCCAUGGCAGGAUGCUGCUUCAUGGUGGGACACUUCUGCCCCUUCCUUCACCCACUGCCUCUCCCAUUCCCGCUGCCCCCUCACUGCCUUGGGAAGGGCCAGGGGAGCAGCCCUGGGAGCCGUGGGGCCGCCCCUUCACAGAGGUGCCUGAUUCCCUGUUUACACACGGCCUGGGCUCCGGGCCAGGCUGGGGAGUUAUUCCCAGGCCUUCUUCAUCCGCUCCCAGCUCUCGGGGGACGCACGCCACCUUUUUGGGCUCCUCCUUGGGUCUAUACUUAUGUGGAUGUGGCUGGUCUAGCAACUCCUGGCUUUCCCCACUCAUCCGUCCUCCUGGGAAACUUUGGGAAUCAUCCCUUUGGGAAUCAUAAUGUGGGGAUUUAGGUACAAAAUGAGCUGGGUGUCACAAAGGGGUUUGGGGGUCUGCGGUGACCCCGCUGAACCAGUUCUGAAUCAGGUGUGAGCUUAAAAAUCCCUGUGGAUCCGGGAGGGCAAAAGUCUUUAGGUACCUUUUGGUGACUCUUUCUAGCCCGUAAAAAAGUGCUUUUCGGUUUUUCUACCUUUUCAUACUCUUUUUCUAGUUCUUCUACGGAGAAGGCCAGCUCUUCUCACACUGGACUCCAAACUUUUGGCAUCUGGGAAUGUUUAUAAGCCACGAGAUGGUCCCAGCCACCCCCCAAUUCCCCCAAUUUUUGAUCUUUUUACUACAGCUCCCGUAGCUUUAGGAUGAAGGGUGGAUGAAGUGGUUUGCUCUGCAGCUGGUUUCACUCUUGGUGUUACCAGGCAGAGAUGUAAAAACCCCAUCCUGGGUUUUGCCUUUUCUUUUGAAUCUGAUUUAUUGUCACAGAGAGUGCAGCGCAGCCGCUCUGACCCGGGGCUCCCACCCCCCCCUUCUCAAACGCUGCCAUAAAAGUGGUUUGUAACAAUUUUUUUAAACGACUUGCCUCUUUUACAACUCGAGUUCUUGAUAACUUAGACGACGAAAUAAACCUGCAUGAAUACAGGGGAGCGGGGAGGGGGAGAUUUUGAAGUAACCCAAACUACUCAUCGAAGGUGUUUUAUGUUGCCGGGCCUGAUUUUCUGUUGGCCGUGGUGUUGCCCUUGGUGUGCUGCCAGGUAUUUCACCCCAGUAUUUCUAUUCACACAGAUCUGCCUUUGCCAGCCAAGCAGAGAUCGCCUGCCAAGGUUGUUUCCCCUCCUCACAACAAAAAUCCCAACCACCCCUCCAUCCCCAUGCUGGAUUUCCAGCCUGGUCUCACACAACAUUCCACUACCCCCAGGCUUUUCAAGAAAAAAUAUCUGGAGUACUGGAAAAAGGACUUUUAUUGUCUGCAGAGAUUGCUGGUGGCAAGUCUGUCCAUGCUUUGCCACCCUGCCAGCAGCAGGAUUUUGGGGAGGGGGUGGUUGCAGGCGAAAGCCAGUCGUGGUGUAGCGCAUCCCCAUCCCACAUGGUCUGUGUACUCGUUGGAAAUAAACUUUUGGAUUUAUUUCAA